CACUUUUACUUUCAUUUUCACAGAAACCGCGUUUUUCCAUGACUUUCUUGUCAUUUCAACCCUCCCUGUAACGACUUUUUUAUCUCUGAUCACCAGAGCAGAGGCAUCUGCUUCCUCCAUGGCGGAAAACGGAGAGGAAAAGUUAUUGGCAGUCGCUCGGCACAUAGCCAAGACGCUGGGCCAUAAUGAUUCCACGGCCGACGAUAUUCUGCAGAUCUUCUCCAACUUUGACGGCAGAUUCUCUCGCGAGAACUUGUCCGAGAAGUUGAGUGACGACGAUUCUCGAGGAGGCUGUGCCGCGCUAGAACACAAUCUUAAGUCGCUGGAGCGGCAGAUCUCUCACUACAUCGCUGCCGAUAAUCCGAUCUGGGCUGAUUCAGCGGAUUCUUCGGCUUUUCUCGAGGCUAUCGAAGAGUUGAUUGCUACCAUCCGGGACUGGUCUCCGAUGGCCAAUGAUAAGAGCGUUAGCGCGUGCUUAGUACGUGCGGAGGACUUGAUACAGCAGGCUAUGUUUCGCUUGGAGGAGGAGUUCAGGUCGUUGAUGGAACGUGGGGGCGAGUCGUUUGAACUGAGCCAGUCUACUCGAAACCCCGUGUCGUUUGACUCGGAGGAAGACGAAGAGGAAGAAAACGGAGGGCUCAUUGCGAACGAUGAGGACGAGGAGAUCCCUGUAGCUCAACCCAUCACUGGCUACGACAUCGUCAUCGAUCCACUCCCAUCGGGGACCAUCAAGGACCUGCACGAGAUGGCGAAGCGAAUGGUGGCCGCCGGGUUUGUCAAGGAGUGUUCGCAUGUGUACAGUAGCUGUAGGAGGGAGUUUCUCGAAGAAAGCAUGUCCAGGUUGGGUCUACAAGAGCUAAGCAUCGAGGAAGUCUAUCGAAUGCCAUGGCAGGACCUCGAAGACGAGAUUGAGCGCUGGAUUAAGGCGGCGAAUGUGGCGCUACGCAUACUCUUCCCCAGCGAACGCCGACUCUGCGACCGUGUGUUUUUCGGACUCUCAUCCGCAGCAGAUCUCUCCUUCAUGGAGGUCUGCCGCGGCUCCACGAUUCGGCUUUUGACUUUUGCCGAUGCUGUUGCUAUUGGGAGCCGGUCACCGGAGAGACUUUUCAAAGUCUUAGACUUGUUCGAAACAUUGAGAGAUCUGAUGCCAGAGUUUGAGUCUCUUUUUUCUGAUAAUUACUGUCUAAUCCUCAGAAACGAGGCCAUGAAAAUAUGGAAACGGUUGGCAGAAGCGAUUAGAGGGAUAUUUAUGGAAUUAGAGAAUUUGAUUCGCCGCGACCCGGCAAAUGCCGCCGUGCCUGGUGGUGGGCUCCACCCUAUUAGCCGUUACGUGAUGAAUUAUCUUCGGGCUGCAUAUCGGUCAAGGCAGACUCUGGAACAGAUUUUCGAGGAAAAUGUAAAUGCCGUUGAAAGAAUGGCAUCUUCCACUUCGUUAUCUCUGCAAAUGGCGUGGAUAAUGGAGCUGUUGGAGAGUAAUUUGGAAGUGAAGUCUAAGAUUUAUCGGGAUCCUGCCCUUUGCUCUGUUUUCUUGAUGAAUAAUGGGAGGUACAUCUUUCAGAAAGUGGAGGGAACCGAAUUGGGGUCUCUAUUAGGGGAUGAUUGGAUCCGUAAACACAUUGCAAAGAUAAGACAGUACCAUGUGAACUAUCAGAGGAGUUCAUGGAAUAAGGUAUUAGGAGUUCUGAAGCUAGACAAUACAACAUCAGCUCCUAAUGUUGUAGCAAAGUCUAUGAAAGAGAAAAUCAAGCUGUUCAAAUUGCAGUUUGAUGAAAUAUGCAAAACACAAUCUACAUGGGUUGUCUUUGAUGAGCAGCUGAAAAAGGAGUUAAGGGUUUCAGUGGCUAAAAUGGUAUUGCCUGCCUAUCGAAACUUUAUUGGAAGGUUUCAGAAUGUUCCAGAGGUUGGGAAGCAUGAACAGAAGUAUGUUAAGUACAGUGCGGAGGACAUUGAUGCUCAAAUUAAUGACUUGUUCCGGGGUACUAGUGGAUCUGCUGGUGACAGGAGGUGAGGUAAGCCACUACUGCUUUGUGCCAGAUGCUUUUCUUGUAGUUUAGAUGUUGCUUGUGUAAUGCAAUGCUGAUAAUUUAUGGUUAUGUACUUAUGUGAUAUAUGUCUGGAUGUGUAUGCUCAGCACCUUUGUUUCUCCCCCUCACUUGUGAUGAAGGGAAAUCAUGGACGGGGGAGCAACAUUAAUUGGAGAGGGCAGGUGUAAGGGUAGUCUCUGUAUAUGAUCAAUCAUGUUUUGUUUUCUGAAUGUUGGAUCAUUUUCUUUUAAAUGAAGAUAUUGUGACAUAUC
This is a messenger RNA of Tripterygium wilfordii, 2296 nucleotides long. Its product is annotated as exocyst complex component EXO70B1-like. NCBI's taxonomy places the organism in Eukaryota, Viridiplantae, Streptophyta, Magnoliopsida, Celastrales, Celastraceae. The record is from RefSeq and is a predicted model, not a curated record. Gene Ontology annotation, biological process: exocytosis. The transcript has a single exon. Gene Ontology annotation, cellular component: exocyst. Gene Ontology annotation, molecular function: phosphatidylinositol-4,5-bisphosphate binding. Bases 119 to 2008 code for a protein of 629 amino acids.